Messenger RNA from Vigna umbellata (rice bean), 1021 nucleotides. Its product is annotated as transcription factor IIIA-like. Gene Ontology annotation, biological process: regulation of transcription by RNA polymerase II. The record is from RefSeq and is a predicted model, not a curated record. Gene Ontology annotation, molecular function: 5S rDNA binding; DNA-binding transcription factor activity. Gene Ontology annotation, cellular component: nucleus; nucleolus. NCBI's taxonomy places the organism in Eukaryota, Viridiplantae, Streptophyta, Magnoliopsida, Fabales, Fabaceae.
CAGAGGCCGUUUGUGUGUACUGUUGAUGAUUGUCAUGCGAGUUACCGAAGGAAGGACCACCUGACUAGGCACCUUCUACUACAUGAGGGGAAGACAUUCAAGUGCCCUGUUGAGAACUGCAACAUUGAGUUCUCUUUGCAAGGCAAUAUGAAAAGACACGUUGAGGAGAUUCACGAUGGCGGUUCCACUGCCGCCGCUGACAAAAGUCACAAACAACAUGUGUGUCCAGAGAUUGGAUGUGGAAAGGUUUUCAGAUUUGCUUCAAAGCUAAAAAAGCAUGAAGAUUCUCAUGUUAAGCUGGAAUCAAUAGAGGUGGUGUGCUUAGAACCAGGUUGCAUGAAGCAUUUUGCUAAUGACCAGGGCCUUAGAGCUCAUGUAAAUACAUCCCAUCAAUAUAUGACCUGUGACAUUUGUGGGUCUAAGCAACUGAAGAAGAAUAUUAAGCGUCACCUUCGUUCACAUGAAGCUGACAGCAGUUCCUCGAAGACCUUUCAAUGCGAGUUUAAGGGUUGUAGCUGCACAUUCUCUAAAAAAUCUAAUCUUGAUAAGCAUAAGAAGGCUGUGCACCUUGAAGAAAAACCUUUUCGGUGAGGGUUUCCUGAUUGUGGCAUGAGAUUUGCUUACAAACAUGUGCGGGAUAAUCACGAAAAAACUGCUAAACAUGUUUUUACCCUCGGUGAUUUUGAAGAAGCUGAUGCAGAGUUCAGGUCAAGGCCGAGGGGAGGGAGGAAGAGAGAAUGUCCUACUAUUGAAAUGUUAAUCAGGAAGAGGGUUACCCCACCCAGUAGAUUGGAGGAUUGGUUAUUUAUGCAGGACAGAGAGUAGAGUGCAUUGAGAAUUGUAUUCCCAAUACAAGUAUGCAAAUAUGUUGGUAGUAUUAUAUAUAUUUAGGAUUAGUAUUAGUCUUAGGAGAUAUAGAACAUGUAGGGCAUCAAAGAUUAAACCGUGUAAGAAAUUGAAGGGAGGGAGAACCAUCUUUGAUUGUUCUAUGUAACAUAUAAAGUUCGUCAAUUUUAAAUUU